Acanthoscelides obtectus is the source of this 372-nucleotide messenger RNA. Lineage: Eukaryota; Metazoa; Arthropoda; Insecta; Coleoptera; Chrysomelidae. The record is from the annotation of a GenBank genome assembly.
AAAAUUUUCCAUGAUUCAAGAUAGGCUUUGUUAAAACAAAAUGGUUGAGCUCCAUAAUGUCUGUGAAUAUGUCCUAAUUUAAAGACAGCAAAUUUUCGGAAUAUUUUAAGUUGCUACCUAUCCACAAAGAUGUUUGACUACCAUUAGAAAAAUUCAGAAAGUUGUAAAGCAUACAGCAAAAGGAAAAAACACUUAUCUGAAUUUCUAAAAUGCCACAAAGAGCGUACAAAGCUAUUGUAUUCAAAAAUAAAUUCUGAUCUCGUUCAAAACAAAGAGAAAACGCUAGAACGCGUUAACAGAGAUUGCGAAAGUUCCCAGGAAUCAUAGGAAUCCAUGGUACGAUAACGUUGAAGAAUUUAGAAAAUAACCUAG